Talaromyces stipitatus ATCC 10500 is the source of this 1760-nucleotide messenger RNA. Its product is annotated as arginine transporter, putative. Gene Ontology annotation, biological process: amino acid transmembrane transport. The record is from RefSeq and is a predicted model, not a curated record. Gene Ontology annotation, cellular component: membrane. NCBI's taxonomy places the organism in Eukaryota, Fungi, Ascomycota, Eurotiomycetes, Eurotiales, Trichocomaceae. Gene Ontology annotation, molecular function: amino acid transmembrane transporter activity. The transcript has 2 exons. Bases 21 to 1709 code for a protein of 562 amino acids.
AAAAAAAAAAAAACGCUGGGAUGGCUUUCGACGAAAUUGCUCCCACCAACAGCAAGCCAGACUACCAUAAUGAUAAGUUCGUCACUGAACCCAACGUGACCGAGCCUCAGUCCGACUCGACAAGUAACAGCCAAGAUGGAGGCAUGCACGAUGUCGAGAAACAUGGCGCCGGUAGAAAUUCUCUACCGGUGCCUGAUUUGAAGCGCAAGCUCAAGAGUAGACACUUGCAGAUGAUUGCCAUUGGCGGCACAAUUGGAACCGGUCUCUUCAUCGGUAGUGGAACUGCUAUCGCCAAUGCCGGACCUGCAGGCGCCCUCAUCGCAUACCUCUUCGUCGGAACUAUUGUCUACUCAGUCAUGACCUCACUUGGAGAAAUGGCCACCUACAUCCCCAUCCCCGGUGCAUUCACAUCUUACGCCGCUCGAUUCGUCGACCCCAGUCUGGGUUUUGCUAUGGGUUGGAUUUACUGGUUUUCAUGGGCUAUUACCUUUGCUUUGGAAUUGACGGCGACUGGAUUGAUCAUUCAAUACUGGGAUCAAUCCAUCUCGAUCGGUGUUUUUAUUGCCGUCUUCUGGGUCGUCAUUACCGCCGUCAAUCUGCUCCCUGUCAGCUUUUAUGGUGAACUCGAGUUUUGGCUUUCGACCGUCAAGAUUAUUACGAUUGUCGGAUUCAUGCUUUUCGCCAUUUGUAUUGACGCCGGCGCCGGUCAUCGCCCUUACCUUGGUUUCCAUACUUGGGGCAACCCAGGUGCCUUUGCACCUUACCUACUCAACUCCGAUGGCGCGAAGGCGAAGUUCGUGGGCUUCUGGGCUGUAUUGGUGCAAGCUGGUUUCUCGUACCAGGGUACGGAAUUGGUCGGUAUUGCCGUUGGUGAAUGUGAAAACCCACGCAAGACCAUGCCGUCGGCUAUUCGAAAGACCUUCUACCGUAUUCUGCUCUUUUUUGUCCUCACGAUAUUCUUCAUUGGCUUGUUGGUCCCUUAUACGAAUAAGCGGCUGGCUGCGGGCGGCUCAGACGCUUCUGCUUCACCCUUUGUCAUUGCCGCGGAUCUUGCUGGCGUCAAAGUCUUGCCUGGGAUUAUCAACGGUGUCUUGUUGACCGUGGUUCUGUCCGCAGCCAACUCCAACGUGUACAGUGGAAGUCGUAUUCUCAUCGGUCUGGCACAGGAAGGCUUCGCGCCCAGAUUCCUCAAGAUGACUUCCGCCAACGGUGUUCCCUACUUUGGAGUAGCUGUGACUUCAGCGAUUGGUCUGUUGGCCUUUUUGAAUCUAUCCAACAAUGGCGCCACCGUUUUCAACUGGUUCGUCAAUAUUUCCAGUGUUGCUGGAUUUAUCAGCUGGUCCGUUCUCAACGGCUGCCAUAUCGCGUUUAUGCGCGCCUUGGCUGCGCGCAACAUCUCGCGAGACUUACUCCCCUAUAAGGCCAUGUGGCAGCCAUACUUUGCCUGGUACGGUCUAUUCUUCAACGUGCUGAUUAUUCUCACGCAGGGAUUCACUGCAUGGAUCCCCACAUUCGACGUUUCGAGUUUCUUCGUCGCCUAUAUCAGUCUAAUCCUCUUUGCGGUGCUGUAUCUCGGCCACAAGAUUAUCUUCCGUACCAAGUUUGUGCGGCCGAUUGAUGCAGAUCUUGACACCGGCCGGACUGAACCGGAUAACGCAGUGUAUGAAUCGCAGGAGCCGACAUCGAUCUGGCAGAGGAUUUUCAACUGAGGAGAUCACAUGUACAGAGUGUUUAGAUAGUAUAUGUUAGCUUGUAUGUUA